GGAGGGAGCCGGCGACGGAAGGGAAUCUCCCGCCAUUUUUCAAUCCCUUCUCUUUUUGUGUGUGUUAUAGGGCGGGAAACCGGCGGGGGUCUGGAGUGACAGGCUUUGGGGGUCUUUUUUUCCAACUCCUUGAGUGCUGCAACUAGGGUCAAUCACGGCAUAGCAAACCUGUUCUCUCCGGACACACGCACCAUCCCCUUUCUCUUCUCCUGGGAUGGCGCCGCUGCUGGGCCGCAAACCCUUCCCUCUGGUGAAGCCGCUGACUGAGGCACCCGGCAGUGAAGAGGGAGUGUUUAUUGUGGAGCACACCAAGGAGGCUUUCAGGAGUCUGGAAGAGUACGAAGCGCGACUGGAACGCUAUGCAGAAAGGAUAUGGACGUGCAAAAGCACCGGAAGCAAUCAGCUGACACACAAAGAGGCCUGGGAUGAAGAACAGGAAGUAGCAGAGCUGCUGAAGGAAGAGUUCCCUGUGUGGUAUGAAAAACAGGUGUUGGAGCUUGUCCAUCAUAAUACCAUCUCUCUGGACAAGCUGGUUGACCAGGCGUGGAUGGAAAUUAUGACCAAGUAUGCUGUAGGCGAGGAGUGUGACUUUGAGGUGGGACCAGAGAAGUACCUGCGAGUUAAAAUAGUACAUAUCCAUCCGCAAGAGAAUGAUGAACAGCAGCCUUCAGAGAAGAAACCUGAUACGGCCUGUGACUCUCCGUCUAGUGAUAAGGAAAACUCUAAUCGAGUGGCUCAGGACAACCAACUGAAGGAAGAAAGCAGUCAGUUGGAUACACUUGGCAACCUAAAGGAAAAUGACAGAGCCAGACGGUCCCCACGAAAACUUCCUGUUAGCUUAAAGAAGGAGGAGAAAAAAUGGGUUCCUCCCAAAUUCCUGCCACAUAAAUAUGAUGUGAAACUUCUGAAUGAGGACAAGGUAAUCAGCCAUGUUCCUGUAGAUAGCCUGUACCGCUCAGAAAGACCUCCCAACAAGGAGAUCCUAAGAUACUUCAUCCGGCAUUACUCAAUGCGUAUUGGGACAGGUGAAAAUGCACCAUGGGUGGCUGAAGACGAGCUGGUGAAAAAGUAUUCUCUCCCUAGCAAGUUCAGUGACUUUUUGCUGGAUCCACAUAAAUACAUGACGUCUAAUCCAUCUCCUGCAACAAAAAGAAAGAGCUUGGGGUCCCCUGAUCAGAAGCCUGCUAAAAAAGCAAAAUCAGAUGGCGACAAAACAAAGUCUCCUCUCAGUCCCACCUUGUGGUGUCAGGGUAACCAUAAGAAGACAAAUGGGUCACCACUGAAAUUAAAGAAUCUAGGAGGCGAAGCCUCACCUGAAGAAAUUGAACAACUAAUGAAGAUUAUGAAUUCAUCUAAACUUAAUGCAAAUAUCAAUGGCAACAAGAAAGGUUCCUCUGCAGGUCUUUCCGGUAAAAAACAAGACAAGAAAAAAUCCAAAGUUGGAAAAUCACAAGUUAUGAAUGGUCAGAAAGUUUCUGGCAAAGCCCGCUCCCCUAAAAAGGGUCUGAAGAACCCAAGGAUGAAACAGAUGACCUUAUUGGAGAUGACUAAAGGUUCUUCUAAAGCAUCACGACCACCAAAAAGUGGUUCAGGUGUUGCAAGGUCGAACAAUAAAACCCAGAAGCAGCUCCCUGCUGCUGCUCUUCAUUUGAUCGCUUACUAUCGGGAUAAUAAGAAUCGUGAAGACAGGAAGAAUGCGAUAUCUGCCCUCAUCUCAAAAGUGGCACGACUUCUGUCUGCUGAUGAUCGCGGCAGGCUGCCCGAUGAGCUACGAGAAAUGGUGCAGAAAAGAUACAAUCUGUUGGAAGAACGCAAACGCUGGGCUAUGAUGACUGAGGAGCAGCGAGAAGAGCACCUGAGGCAGAAGCGAGCAGCUUUAAAAGCACGGAUCAAAGAGAAGGCUAGGCAACGCAAAGAGAAAGAGAGGCAAGAGCGUUUAGAAAAGCAGAAGCGGUAUGAGGAUCAGGAACUGACUGGCAAGAAUCUUCCAGCCUUUAAACUUGUAGACACCCCAGAAGGGCUUCCAAAUACGCUGUUUGGAGAUGUUGCGAUGGUGGUGGAGUUUCUGAGCUGUUACUCAGACCUUCUUUUGCCGGACGGGCAGUAUCCUGUGACAUCUGUAUCAUUAAUGGAGGCUCUUGCAGCAGAAAAAGGUGGCUUCCUGUACCUCAACAGAGUGCUUGUAGUGCUUCUUCAGACCCUUCUGCAGGAUGAGAUUGCAGAGGAUUACGGUGAAUUGAACAUGAAACUGUCCGAAAUCCCUCUCACAUUACACUCCGCCUCUGAACUUGUUCGUAUGUGCUUGCGCAAGUCUGACUCUCCUGCUGGAGAAAGUGAAGUAUCAGACAAGGGGGAAGAAGGCAGCGAGGGCUCUGCCGUCUUUCAGGAUGAUGAGGUGGAGGAUGAGUUCUUGGAGAAGCUGGAAACAUCUGAGUUUUUUGAGCUAACCACGGCGGAGAAGCUUCAUAUCCUUGCUGCUCUCUGCCACCGUAUCCUUAUGACUUACUCUGUGCAAGACCAUGUGGAAGCAAAACAGCAGACCUCCGCUGAGCUGUGGAAGGAGAGGCUCGCUAUUCUGAAGGAGGAGAAUGACAAGAAGCGUGCUGAAAAGCAGAAACGAAAGGAGAUGGGUGCCAAAGGCAAAGAAGAAAAUGUUACGCCAAAGGUUGUCAAAAAAACAGAGAAAUUGGUAAAAACCGAGCAGCAGCUGGAGCAGGAAGCAGAGGACAUGAUCAGUGCUGUGAAGAGCAGAAGACUGCAGGCCAUGCAAGCAAAGAAAGAAAGGGAGGAAUAUGAAAAACUUACCAGAGAGCGACUAGAAAAAGAAGCCGAAGAGGAAAAAUUAAGGAAGCUGAGAGCUUCUCAGGAGAAAGCGUUCCAUGAAGGAAUUGCUAAAGCUAAACUUGUGCUGAGAAGGUCUCCAAUUGGUACAGACCGUAACCACAACAGGUACUGGCUGUUUUCUGAUGGAGUCCCCGGGCUGUAUAUUGAAAAGGGAUGGGUUCAUGACAGCAUCAACUAUAGCUUCAGACUGCCUGAGGAGGCUGAAGAAGAGGAUGCAGAAGGUAACAUGGAAAGUGAAGAUGCCAGUAGCAGUAUUGGUGGUACCGAGGAUUCCGUACAGAAGGAAGAGAGGCAGGUAGAGACCACCGUCCCCAAACAGGGUCAGAAUCUGUGGUUCCUGUGUGAUACCCAAAAGGAGCUGGAUGAGCUAGUGGACAGCCUGCACCCACAGGGUGCUCGAGAGAGCGAACUCAGGGACCGUCUACGAAUCAAAUAUCAGGACAUUGUGCAUUCCAUACACCUCGCUCGAAAGCAGAAUCUUGGUUUAAAGACUUGUGAUGGGCACGUGGAAUUGCUCAAUUUUCUGCGCAGUGACAUAAUAGAGGUGGCCACACGAUUGCAGAAGGGAGGUCUGGGAUACCUAGAUGACACAACAGAGUUUGAAGCAAAGGUCCGCUCACUUGAAAGUCUGAAAGAUUUCGGGGAGUGCAUUAUAUCUCUUCAAGCUGCUGUUAUCAAAAAGUUCCUCCAGGGCUUCAUGGCUCCAAAACAGAAAAAACGCAAGGCUCAGUCAGAGGAGGCGGCCGCCAAAGCAGAGGAACAAGAUGAGGAGAAGAAAAUGGUGGAAGAAGCAAAGGUAGCAUCAGCUGUGGAAAACUGGAAGUCUGCAAUCGGUGAAGCUCAAACCUUUUCCCGCAUGCACGUGUUACUCGGGAUGUUGGAUGCCUGCGUCAAGUGGGACAUGUCCUCGGAAAAUGCACGCUGUAAAGUGUGUCGAAAGAAAGGUGAGGAUGACAAGCUGAUCUUGUGCGACGAGUGUAAUAAGGCAUUCCAUCUCUUCUGUCUUCGACCUGUGCUUUUAAACAUACCAGACGGGGAAUGGCUGUGUCCUGCGUGCCAACCAGCCACAGCCAGGCGCAGUUCUCGUGGCAGGAAUUACGCGGAAGAUUCCACAAAUGAUGAGGAGGAGGAAGAGUCAUCGUCUGAGGAGGACGACGACGAGGACGAUAAAGACUAUGAAGAGGAAGAUGAAGAUAAUGACGUGGGAUUGAGAUUACGGUCCCGCAAGGCUACGAAACGCAAGGCAAACCAAUUGCGUCGUGCAAGCGUGCGACUCCAACCCAAGAACAGUCGCCGGUCUCCUCGCUCUACACGACAACGUUCAUCACCAGACAAUGAUGCUGACGUGGAUGAAGUGAUACGGCAGAGCAAGCCAGUGUCCCGACGCCAGAACCAGGAACUGCAGAAAUGUGAGGAGGUCCUGUGCAAGCUGAUAAAAUAUAGAUUCAGCUGGCCUUUCAGGGAGCCUGUAAAUACUGAGGAGAAUGAGGACUAUCUAAAUGUGGUCACAAGCCCAAUGGACUUCCAGACCAUGCAAAGCAAAUGCUCGUGUAGAAACUACCAGACCGUGCAGGAGUUUCUGAACGACCUAAAACUUGUAUUUGGAAAUGCAGAGCUGUACAAUGAACCAGGAAGUCAAGAAAUGUCUUGUUUGGAGAAGACUGAGCAGUGCGCAAAAGACCUUCUCAGCAAACAUCUUCCAGGACACGCUUACCAGAGGAGGCAUCGUAAACACCAGGCUUUCCAGCCAGAGCCUGCCAACACUGGCCGGGGGCGCAAACGGAAGAAAUGAAAGCAUGGCUGUGAAGGGGAGGGCUAGGCGCAAAGGGUUUUGUUGAGGAUUAGACUGCAGUUUGUGGGGACAGAAGGUUUAAGUCAUUCUCCCCGUACUCUAGAGACCAAAUCUACUUUUCUUGAGAUUAUAUCAUGUAUGGGAGGAAGCUUGUGAAUAAUUCAGUUAAAGGACUUCUGUGGUUGACCUUUCCCUGUGGUGGCGUAUCCUGCAGCCCAAGUGAAGUAGUGGUGACAAAAACAAAUACCUUCUCCCAUUACACAACUUUGUAAAACCUGCUGCUACCUGGUAUAAUUUUAACCAUGAUAUGUUGAAGUCCGCAGUGUAACUGCUGAGGAUCUAUAUAAUUUAGGUUAUUUAGUGAGUUGCCAGUCGACACGUUAUUGUACAUGCCAUAGCUGCACCUACACCUCCUUUAUAUGCACUUAUAAAUGUCCUGCCACCCUCUACGUUCUAGUGCAUUGUGUAACAACAUCUGUACCUCCACCAGUGCAUGUCUUCAGCAUCUUCUCACAUAAGAAUUGGUCCGAAAGACUUCUUGAUCGAUCUGCUCGUUUGGCGAGAAGCAGGAAGCUGGACUUCUGGCGGUACUUGAUGUUGAGGCUCUAGGGUGGUAUCCGGUAUACUUUCACCCACUGCUGUCUCUCAAAGAGCAGUUUUAGUUUCUUCUGUUAUCAUGUCAUGCAUAGAACCUAAGUGUAUCCUGUCCUUAUAGCUUACUCUCAAUCAGCUGUUCUUGUAAAAAUCUCCAACAGGGAGGCAACACAAAGGCUUGAAAUUGUGUCCCUAAAAAAACAAAAAAAUCACCAGCACUCUUCUGCCAACUGCUUCUAUACCUCUGGCUGGUUUCGGGGAGAGAAACUGAUCUUACUGUCCUCCCUUCAAAUGAUGGCUUAUUUUUAAUUAGUUCCCUCUGUCGCCGCAGGUAUCCGACUGACAAACAGGAAAGUCACUUCUGUGUUUUUUUUUUUUCUUUUUUUUGUACUGGAUUCUCCCUUUUCUAUAUAUUCAAUGUUUUGCUUGUGAUCUUGUAUAAAGGGAUACUUUGUCUGGGUUUGGCACAUGUACAGUACAGUUUAUAUGAAAACAAGUGUUUGCCUUUAUAAAUAUUAAAAAGAAGGAACCACA
Spea bombifrons (plains spadefoot toad) is the source of this 5764-nucleotide messenger RNA. RefSeq names its product bromodomain adjacent to zinc finger domain 1B (gene BAZ1B). The record is from RefSeq and is a predicted model, not a curated record. The transcript has 19 exons. Gene Ontology annotation, molecular function: histone H2AXY142 kinase activity; protein binding. Lineage: Eukaryota; Metazoa; Chordata; Amphibia; Anura; Pelobatidae. Gene Ontology annotation, cellular component: WICH complex. The coding region runs from base 215 to 4636 and encodes 1473 amino acids. Gene Ontology annotation, biological process: chromatin remodeling.